Messenger RNA from Neospora caninum, 5118 nucleotides. RefSeq names its product putative gamma-tubulin complex component 4. Gene Ontology annotation, cellular component: gamma-tubulin complex; equatorial microtubule organizing center; spindle pole. Gene Ontology annotation, molecular function: gamma-tubulin binding; microtubule minus-end binding. The record is from RefSeq and is a predicted model, not a curated record. The transcript is spliced from 22 exons. Bases 1 to 5118 code for a protein of 1705 amino acids. Lineage: Eukaryota; Apicomplexa; Conoidasida; Eucoccidiorida; Sarcocystidae. Gene Ontology annotation, biological process: spindle assembly; cytoplasmic microtubule organization; microtubule nucleation.
AUGAUGCACGAAGUGCUCAUGGCCUUGGCGGGGCUUCCCGGGGACGUCUUUGUCUACGCGCCGCCUGGCCCCGAAGGCCUGUCCUACCGCGAAUCUUCGCGAGUUGUUUCCGGCGAGAACGCGCGAACGGGGGGUUUGUUUCUCAACCCGAAUGUGUCGGCGUUCUUCACGCCUGCAGAAGAGGAGCUGUUGAACCGAAUCGUCGUAUCAGGGUUCCACCUCAUUCAAGUCCGAGAUUUCAUCUCCGGCGUCCAGAAAGGCUCCGCGGCCUUCUCCCUAGACAGCUCUGUCUCUGCGUUUCCCCCCCCUUCUGAGGGGCAAGACGAGAAACAGAGAGAGGAAGAGACAGGGAGAGAGAAAGAGACAGAGACGGAGAGAGAGAGCGAACAGUUCUUUAAAGGCGUUUACUUCUCGGCGCUGGCGCGCGCCAUGGACACGGCUGUGCAAGAGUACCUGACGAAAGUCGUGGAAAUAGAGUCGCAAGUUCUGCUGCAACCCCUCCUCCCUCUCUCAGCCGUUUACGUUCUUCUCGCCACAGAGCGACAGAAACUCGAGACUCUCUACGAGAUUGUCACCAAGCUGGUUUCUUGGCUCCUCGGGGGACAGCUGCUGGAUCCCUACGGCGAGUUUUUUCUCGCUCGCCGCUCGUCUCUCGUGCCCGUCGCUUCAUUCUUCUCUCCGUCGUCCUCUUCCUUCUCGAUCUUCUCGGAUCUUCUGGCGAACACGCGCCAGGACCAACAACGUCUGCCCAGACGCCGAACCGCCCCCCCAACGGCGUCUUCUCUCUCACUCUCUUCUUCGCAGUGUCGUGCUCUGUCUUCCUCUUCUCCCUCUUGCUCCUCUUCUUCCUCUUCUGCCUCUUCUUCCUCUUCUUCGUCCUCUGUGGAUUCGCUCUUUCUGUAUGAAGAUCUCACGCAGCCCUUGUCUCCAUCUCAGCUUUGUUGGGAGUGGGAGAGUGCGUUCUCGCUCGUCUCUUUUCGACUGCCUGCGUGUUGUUUCCACGCGCCGACGCUCGCUUCUUUCUCGCCGCAGGGUUCUUCCCUCGCUCCCUCAAAGCCCGAGAAGCACGUGCAUGCGCCGCUUCUGCCGCCAGCAGCCGCCGGGACGGUCGUCUUCAUCGGCAAGGCCGUUCGCAUCCUGACGCGAAGCGGGCGCUGGGGAGAGGCGCAAAUGCAGCAGAUGAAGCCGCUGAUUGCGCGGAUGCGCCGGGCGUUUCGUCACCCCUCGUCGCCUGCUUCUGUUCUCCUUCCUUGCCUAGAAAUUCUUCGACGCAUCGUGGGGCGUCUGUUGUGGGAACUGAUCGCCGAAGAGGCAGCGCUCGAGGACCAGCUUUUGCUCCUCCACGAUUUCUUCCUCCUCGGCCACGGUCAUUUUUUCCAAGUGUUCUUCGACGCAGCAACGCGAUGCACGCGGCGGCACCUUCCCUCUUCUUUUUCUUCCGCCCUCGCUCUGGUCCCCUCUUCAAGACUCGCCACCACCUUCGAACUUCAGCUGCGACGGUCGUGGCAGCAGGCCAUCGGAGAAAUUGCGUUUUCCGCUUCCUCUGCUUCCUCCUCUUCCUCUUCUUCCUCUGUCAUUUCGCGGCGUGUGGAGGUGCGGGGACCGCCGAAGAGGCAGGAAGACGGCGGCGCUGAAGGCGUGUCGUCCAGGUCGACGACUGUCUCUGGACUCGCUGGGGAAGACGAAGAGGACGAAGCCAGGGCCGUGGGCGACAAACGGAAAGACGGAGAGGAAGGGGCAUACAAACCUCAAGACGGCGCAGACCGACCACCAGUACGGCCUGCGGGGUUGCCAGUGGGCUCCACGCCUUGCGUCUCUCCUCGGUUUGCUUCCGUUUCUCCGCGGUCGGCCUCGUUCGCCGGCUCCACCCGCCCGCCGACGCCAAAAUGUGCUAGGUCCAAUCAACCUGCGUCCUCCCUCCGUUCCUCUUCUUCUCAUCCUUCCUCGUCUCCCUCUUCUUCUGCCGCGGCGAAAAGGCGAUCCGUUUCGUGUGACGGCGAGGCUCUCGUGACCCGGGGAGGCUCAGCGCUGGCACCGCGAGAGGGGAAAGAAAAGAACAGGUUUUUCAUCGAACGCAGAAAGGUUGACGCCGCUCACGGGAAAAAAGAAGACUGGACAGAAGCCGUUCACCGCUCCUUCCGACUCCGCAUUUUGGGGCGCGGUUUCGACGUCACAGAUUUCUGCGCGGAGAGUCGCCGCGCCGCUCGCUUGAGGCGUUUGGAGGCGAAGCACCCUGGCGAUCGCGAGAAAGGAAACGCCCUGCAAGUCGGCGCUCAGUUUCUCCUCCGAGGCCAGGCCAAAGUGCUUGAGAGCGGCCUUUUGGUUUUGGGGGAAGGCGGAGAGCGGCUUCGACAAAGAGAAGAGAGAAGAUCGCAGUCGGGUCGAGCCUCGGAGGAGGAGGUGCCUACCUGUCCCCUCAGCGCUUGCCUUCAUGUGGACAGGCAGAGCGUCACUCACGGCUUCAAGCACUCGGUCCAAUUCCGCGUCUCGGCGCAGUCUUCGCUCCCGUCUCCGACGACGGAGGCUUCUCGCUGCUUGGACUCGCCCGUCUCUUUCGACUUCCAGGGACCGCUGGGCGGCGGAUUCGCUGUGCUCUUUCAGAGCUCGAAGACGCCUGCGUCUUUCCGCCCUCUUGUUCCUCGCUCUUCUCCAGAGAAGCCGGAGAGAGCGCUCGUGUGCAUCCCAGGCUGUCCAUUGUUUUGGCCGGAAGCGGGAGACUGCAUAGCUGUGGAGGCGCGUGUCGCGAAAGUUCCUCGCAGCAGCUUUCAGGCGCUGGAGAUCGACGAGGACGGCGGGGCCGAGAAGGAAGGAGAUUUCUCGGAGUCGAUGCGCGCGUUGCGGCUCGACGAUGAAGCCGUUCUCGUCGCUGAAGUCGCCGUCUGCCUCGGAGGAAAAAACACCCAGAGCACCUUCCAGCAGGAAGCCAUCUCCGACUCCGCUUCGGGUCUUUUCUCCUCUUUCGCGAAUCCCAACGCGUCUCUUUCUGCUUCGGAGUCUGCCGCUGGCGACGCAGCGUCUUCGCUCCCGGAGGUUUGCAUGGUUCAGCGGGCACGGCGCGUGUGGCGACUUCACGCGUGCGAGGAUCUCGGAGACGAGCUGUUCACACUCAAGCUGCACUAUCUGGCGGAACACCACGAGUUGCGGGUGUACAUCCAGCGGGCGUCGGACUCCGGGGAGGAGGACACUCGAGCAAGACUGACAGAAAAAGAGAAAAAGUACCAGCAGCCGUCGCUUCGUGAGCGACAUCAGGAGUCUCCCCUUCUCCGCAUCCCUCUGUUUGACCUCUCUCAGGUUUUGACCACGGAGCAAGGCGCAGCAUUCGUCGGGCUCUUCAGCGUUCCUCUCUUCCACCAGCAUCGUGUGUCGCCCUCCUCGCCGUUUUUCGCGAAAAGAGGAGACAGAGGACGCACGGCAUCGGAGCAACCGACUGGCUGCGUUGCCGUGGCUGCGAGUGACUGCCCGGUCGUUGUUCAAGAGUGGAGCCACGAAGCGCAUCCCGCGCCGCUGCAGCUGCCUUCGCUCCUCUUCUCCGACGCCCUCUCGCCUGCGCAUGCGUCCGCCGCCGCGGCUGCCUCGAGUGUGUCGCUUUCUGACGGAUUCGGGGAGACGCGAGAGAGCGGGUCUCUGUCUCAGCGGGGCAAAAGGCCCCCGACCCAAGCAGAUCUCUGGCAGCAGCUUCAGCUGCUCUUUCUUCCUCGCUGGCCGACUCCACUCCUCAUUUCGACGCGCAACCUGGACUGCUACAACGCCCUCUUCCAGUUUCUUCUCGAGCAAAGACACCUCCAGUACGAGCUGCAGCGCCUGUGGCUGGACGCCGGCUUCAUCCAGAAACGUCCUCCCGGCGCAGAAGAUCGGGACGAAGAGGAGAGCGCGUGCUGGGACAUGCUCUGGACGCUGCGGACCCGCAUGGCCUUCCUCCUCGGCCACGUCUUACACCAUCUCCUCACGGUUGUCGUCCAGCCGGCGUUCCGGCAGCUGCAGAACGUCGUGCGCGAGAGCGAGGACUUCGAGCUCGUCAAGUGCAGCCAUGACGCUUUCCUUCUUCAGCUUGCCUCCAAGUGCUGGCUGCGCCUUUCCUCGCUCCUGCGACCGUUCCUCCAUUCCCUACACGCCGUGAGGCGCUUCAUCGAAGUGUUUGCGCUCCUCGUCGACCGCCACACAGCGGCUGCAGUCAGGAGUACGCAGAGAGGAGAGAGAGAGCGAUGGAGACGCGCGCAGAGAGACACGAGAGGACGAACCGGCGGCGAGAAGAGCGCCCUGGAUCUCUCGAACUCGGUCUCCGGGUCUCUCGUCUCUGAGGCAGUCAUGAGCACCGCGGAGUGGCGAAUUGUUCGCCAAAAGUUGCGCGCGAUUCGAGACGGCCUGCACCAGGGAGUCUUGGCGUUUUUCGCGGAGCUCGCGGCCAUUCGCCAGAAUCCGCUGCAUGCGCAGCUCGACGCUCUCAUGGUCGACUUUGACUUCAAUGGUUUCUUUUCCGACCUCGCGAGUCGAAGACACGAGCCUGUGGCCCAUUCGCUGCAGUCUCCUGCGUGCGCUUCUUCGCGCAUUGAUCCAACGAGAGGCGCCUCGGCCUUGGCUGCGUCGGCUGCGGCUCUGCAAGUCUUCAAAGCGAGGCAGCGGCGCGCUCGGUGUGCUGUGAGAGAAGGAAGGCCCCGCCGCCCGGGGACGCCGCGACCUGGACAGCCACCGCAUGCAGAAGAGGCAGAAGAGAGAGAAGAGGAAGAGGCAGAAGAGAGAGAAGAGGAAGAGGCAGAAGAGAGAGAAGAGGAAGAGGCAGAAGAGAGAGAAGAGGAAGAGGCAGAAGAGAGAGAAGAGGAAGAGGAAGACGUGCUCGGACUGACAGAAGAUCCCCUGUUUGUUUUGGCACCAGAAGGAGCACGCAGGCGGAGUGGCGGGGAGCGAGAAGGACUCGAGGAGCCCAACGGUCACUUUGACUCCUGUGUCCGAGCGAGUGUGCACGCAGCUGAGGACGGAGAAAGCUGUGAGAGAGGAGACCGAGAUGCGUUUUAUACAGACUUGCAGGGAAACAACACAGUUAUCCUCCUCGCUUCUUUGGGCGACAAGAUCACCAGUCACUUCCAGCUGUCCUGCUACGGCAUUCACCAUCUGUUCAAGUAG